This is a messenger RNA of Suricata suricatta (meerkat), 1191 nucleotides long. RefSeq names its product tryptophanyl tRNA synthetase 2, mitochondrial (gene WARS2). The record is from RefSeq and is a predicted model, not a curated record. Gene Ontology annotation, biological process: mitochondrial tryptophanyl-tRNA aminoacylation. Lineage: Eukaryota; Metazoa; Chordata; Mammalia; Carnivora; Herpestidae. Gene Ontology annotation, molecular function: tryptophan-tRNA ligase activity; ATP binding. Bases 28 to 1110 code for a protein of 360 amino acids. The transcript has 6 exons. Gene Ontology annotation, cellular component: mitochondrial matrix; mitochondrion.
CGCCAAAACUACUCCGCCCCUCUCAAGAUGGCGAUGAGCUCAAUACGGAAGGCGCGUGGGUGCUGGAGCUUCAUCCGGGCACUUCAUAAAGGACCCGACGCGGCUCAUGCUCCCCAGAAAGAAGCCGUGGAGCGAGUGUUCUCUGGCAUUCAGCCUACGGGAAUCCCCCACCUCGGCAAUUACCUGGGAGCCAUUGAGACGUGGGUGAGGCUGCAGGAGACGCAGGGCUCCGUGCUCUACAGCGUGGUUGACCUGCAUUCCAUCACCGUCCCCCAAGGCCCGGCUGCCCUUCAGCAGAGCAUCCUGGACAUGACUGCUGUUCUUCUCGCCUGUGGCAUCGACCCAGAGAAAAGCAUCCUUUUCCAACAAUCUCAGGUGCCUGAACACACACAGUUGAGUUGGAUCCUUACCUGCCUAGUCAGACUGCCCCGGUUACAGCAUUUACACCAGUGGAAGGCCAAGACUGCCACCCAGAAGCAUGGUGGAACCGCGGGCCUGCUCACGUACCCAGUGCUCCAGGCAGCUGACAUUCUGUUGUACAAGUCCACACACGUUCCUGUCGGGGAGGAUCAAGUCCAGCACAUGGAGCUAGUUCAGGAUCUAGCACAAACGUUUAACAAGAAGUAUGGGGAGUUCUUCCCAGUGCCCAAAUCGAUCCUGACACCGAUGAAGAAGGUAAAAUCCCUCCGUGAUCCUGCCGCCAAAAUGUCCAAAUCAGACCCCGAUAAACUGGCCACUGUCAGAAUAACGGACAGCGCGGAGGAGAUUGUGCAGAAAUUCCGCAAGGCUGUGACAGACUUCACGUCGGAGGUGACCUACGAGCCGGCCCACCGGCCGGGGGUCUCCAACCUGGUGGCUAUUCACGCGGCAGUGACCCGCAUCCCCGUGGAGGAGGCGGUCCGCUGUGGGGCCGGCAUGGACACCGCCCGCUACAAGCUGCUGGUGGCCGACGCUGUGAUUGAGAAGUUUGCGCCCAUCAAGAGGGAAAUUGAAAAACUGAAGAUGGACAGGGGCCAUUUAGAGAAGGUGCUGCAGGCUGGGUCAGCAAAAGCCAAAGAAUUAGCACAGCCCGUGUGCCAGGAGGUGAGGAAGCUGGUCGGGUUUCUGUAGGAAGCUUUAAUCGCAGAGAAAGGGGUUUAUGUCUUGUGGGCUGUGCACUCCAAUAAAGGCAGCUUUCCUCACAUAGGAAAA